AUGGCUACUCAACUCAGUCAAAUCUAUGAAACUCUUCACACUCUCAUCGGGCCUCUUAUACCCUUUCUUGUACCCAUCAACUUCUACAUCAAUCUACGCUUCUUGUGUCACGAAAAAUGGAAGACGAGUACAGCCAGCAAAUUCGUAAAUGCAGCAAAUAUGAUACAACUUUUAAGCCGAUCAGUACCGCGGGUAUUGCUGAUAUUACGGAGCAUGAAUGGGGACUUUGUUGGGCAAUGGAGGGUUUGGACGGAGACUGUACUCAUUGUUUUGGCUCUUUUGAUUUGGGGCUCAGAGUGGGAUAUUGAUGAAGGAUCGAUUGAUGAGAUGUUAGAUGAAUGGUGGGCUACCUCGGACAAUGGAAAUGAGCAAAGAAGGAUUGAAGACCAAGGAGAGAGGGAGUAUGAUAAGGGAGAAAUUGCUGUCGAGUGCCAAUGA
Botrytis porri is the source of this 438-nucleotide messenger RNA. RefSeq lists its product as uncharacterized. Bases 1 to 438 code for a protein of 145 amino acids. The transcript has a single exon. The record is from RefSeq and is a predicted model, not a curated record. Lineage: Eukaryota; Fungi; Ascomycota; Leotiomycetes; Helotiales; Sclerotiniaceae.